AUGUCAACCUUUCAGGGUGAAUGCCAAGCUCUUAAGAGCUUACCGAGAGAUGCCUAUCCUGCGACAGGAUCCGGUACACCUUUCAAGGUUUGCCCGAUUCCCCAACACCAAGUGAGGAGGGCGAGGACGGGGGCCCACCAAAGGAAGAGGGCCCUCAUAAUGGGCAUGACGGCGAGACGAAUCAUAAAUACCCGCCACUCACUAAUAGGACUUCUAUCAGACUACUCGAGCUCCACCCUGGCGCUCGCCGGGACAAGAUCGUCUGCUCCCUUGAGCGAAUGUUCCCUCGACGAUUGCCGCGGGUCAUACGAAGCAUUGAGCUAUGUUUGGGGUAGCGAGGCCAAGACGACCGCGGUCUACAUUGGGACCAGCACCCUCAUGGUCACGGAAAACCUGGGCGCGGCUCUUCGUGACCUACGCAAGGCGGAUCAGCCACGGACGCUCUGGGCCGACGCCAUUUGCAUCAACCAAGCGGUCGAAGCCGAUGAGUCAAAGGAGAAAAAUCACCAAAUUGGUAUGAUGGAUGAAAUCUACCGAUCAGCUUACCGCACCAUGAUUUGGCUGGGGCCUGGUGUCAAGGGCGAUACCGACAAGGCGUAUGAUAUGCUGGAAGAGCUGGCCGCCGAGACGAUAUCUCGGGAGCACUCGACCAAUGUGAGCUCCAUUCUCUCAGGCAAUCUCACAAUAUCUUUGUUGGACAGGAAGCUUGUGGAAAGCCCACUAUAUGAGCGCUACGAAGAUCAAACUGCCAUCGUUCACCUCGCCGAGUCCGCGUGGUGGUCCAGGGCCUGGACGGUCCAGGAGAUUCUUCUAGCAUCUCAGGCCGUGGUUGUGACUGGGUCACGGUCCAUGGAGUGGCGGCGCUUAUGCAAGGGUGUCGACUACGGCUUCGCUAUUGGAAUAUGGUUGACCUUGAUCAUCGGUCAGAUCGUCGACCCAACCGUCAUGCCAUACCUCUCCAUGCGUGCCUUGACGCAGGUUCGGAAACACCCAUCCGACGCGCUAUCCAUGCAAGCCUCCAACGUUCCGGUGCCAACGCAGGACAUGCUGAGGAUGUCGAUCCACUGUCGCUUCCGCAAGUCCACGAACCCGCGUGACAAGGUGUACGCCCCCCUCAGGCUGGUUACCGACGAGAGCCACACCGUGUAUCCCCUCGGUUUCGAGCCCGACUACACCGCACCAACAAGUGUCGUCUAUACGGACGCCGCCAAAAACGUACUCCUACGCUCCAACAACCUCGACCUCUUUGGCGCCUGCACCCCAAGCACCAUGGACGGCCUCCCCUCCUGGGCCUCCGACUGGAGCAUCACCACCCUGGUCCCGCGCCCCCUAAUGGACGACGCCUUCGGCAGCCCGCGCCAAACCCACGCCACAGCUGGCACCCACCCCUCCCCCCAGUUCCUCCCGAACCCCAACCUCCUCCAACCCCCCACCCUCCUCCUAACCAGCCACGCCCUCACAACUAUCACCGCGCUCACCCCAACCCUGCACCGGCUCCAAAUCAACCUCGACGCCUUCGCCAACCCCGCCAAACGCCAACCCCCUGACACGCUCUUCCAGCGGCUCGCCCGCCUCGGGCACGCCUUCUCCAGCCUGGCCGAGCUAUACGCGCAGCUCAGCGCCGUCGUCCCGCAGAUCGGCAUCCUGGCCGAGUGGGAGGCGUUUGCGAGGGCGGAGCGGCCGACGAAUCCGGUGCCGCUGACGCCGACGCCGACGCCGACGCCGACGACAACUCCGGCGGGGAAGGGGCUGGGGAAAGGGGUGGGGAUGGGGGUGGAAAUGGGGUAUGAUCCGCUGGCGGUGUAUCGGCGGACGUUGUGCGCUGGUGCGCGGGUGGCGGUGCCUGAGGGGGGGAGGGGGAGGGGGAGGAGGAGACGGCGAGGUUAUUUUAUAAGUGGCGGGCGAAUAUGCGGCCGCUGGCUAGGUUUCAUGAGUGUUCCAGAGCUGGCCUAUUAUCAUGUACAUGUGCCUAGUGUGGAGAUUGCGGCUACGCGCGCGUAG
This is a messenger RNA of Chaetomium globosum CBS 148.51, 2001 nucleotides long. RefSeq lists its product as uncharacterized. NCBI's taxonomy places the organism in Eukaryota, Fungi, Ascomycota, Sordariomycetes, Sordariales, Chaetomiaceae. The coding region runs from base 1 to 2001 and encodes 666 amino acids. The transcript has 3 exons. The record is from RefSeq and is a predicted model, not a curated record.